ACCACGGCAAACAAGAAACAACACACAGACCCCCACACACCAACGAAUGUUAGGAUUGCAUUGGCGGCAACGACAUACAGCACAGCAGACAAGCAGAUAGCCGUACGAUCUAAAAUGUCGGUGGAAGACUCCUGGGUUUUUGAUUCGCUGGUCUGCUUCCUGCACGGGCCCAUUUGGAAUGCUCCGCUCCAGACGUUUAUAGAGCAAAAGUCCUUAGUCUUCGAUCCAAACCAGCAGUUGGAUGAAAAUAAUCCGGACAUACUGCAGAUUCACGAAGAAUACAAGAAUCUGGUGGACUACAUGUUGGGCAGCUUUAUGGAGGAGAUGCAGAUAUCACCGGAGCAGUUUGAAAUGGCUUGCCUGGAGGGUCGUCAGCAGGGUCAGGGCGAAAAUCCCUUUCAGUUCCACCAGGUGCUUUUCCAGCAGAUAUGGGCCGCCAACGACCUUAAGAUAUUUAUACGCAUGAUGACGCAACGUAACGUGGAGCUUCAGCUGCAGGCCCUGGAUCUCAUCGAGAAAAAUCAAUUGGCCCACGGUGCCGCCGAGGAGGGGGAUGACCGCAGUGCGGACGCGAGCUCGGAUCCAGGGGAUACCGCCUCGGAGGUGGAACAAAUGAUAGCCAAGACGGUGUCUGACGAACUGGAGAGUCCAGAAGCGGCUCUAACUCCAGAGCAAGAGCCCAAUCUGGAGCUGGUCAACGACAAGUUCCAGCGUCUAAAUCUAUUCUUCGAGCAGGAGGAUCGCGUGGACCCCAGUGAUGUAGUCUCGCGGCAGGAGUACCUGCGCCAGCAGCGUGACAAGAUUGUGCAGAUAAAGAAGCAGACGCGUGCAAAGCAACUGCAAGAGACCAUGUCCCGAGGUACUCCACAUGCUCCGGAGGGAGCGCGUCCAAGCUCCGCGUUGGUGGCCCAACAGCUACUCGAGAACGGCGGUCAGACUAAGGAACUUUCGAUGCCGGCACCACUGGAAGCUGAAGAGAACGCGGCCCUGCAACUCAGACGCAAUCUUGCUAAGCGCUUGCGCAGCGAAGUGGUUGAGCAAAAGUGA
Molecule: messenger RNA, 1047 nt
Organism: Drosophila teissieri
Lineage: Eukaryota; Metazoa; Arthropoda; Insecta; Diptera; Drosophilidae
Product: cilia- and flagella-associated protein 36
Exons: 5
Coding region: 115-1047 (310 amino acids)
Cellular component (GO): axoneme; ciliary base
Source: RefSeq, a predicted model, not a curated record